Bactrocera latifrons is the source of this 1516-nucleotide messenger RNA. RefSeq names its product achaete-scute complex protein T3 (gene l(1)sc). The transcript has a single exon. Lineage: Eukaryota; Metazoa; Arthropoda; Insecta; Diptera; Tephritidae. The coding region runs from base 194 to 1081 and encodes 295 amino acids. Gene Ontology annotation, biological process: regulation of transcription by RNA polymerase II; developmental process. The record is from RefSeq and is a predicted model, not a curated record. Gene Ontology annotation, molecular function: RNA polymerase II transcription regulatory region sequence-specific DNA binding; DNA-binding transcription factor activity, RNA polymerase II-specific; protein dimerization activity.
AUAGCAUUACAAGCUCGUCUUCAGAAAACGAGUAAAAUAGUUGUAGCCAAACAAGCAGUCAACGACGAAGACCAAUCAGUGUAAAUACAAGAAAACCGUGUUAAAAAAAAUAUAUAAAAAAAACAAGAAGUAAUUGUGUCUAGUUUAAAUACCGACAAGCUCAUUCAAUCCUAAAAAUCAUUCAUCAUAAAAAAUGGCAAGUGUGUGUAUGACGCAAACGGGUUACCAGCAACAGCAACAUCACUUUCAAAUGUUGAACGGCAACAUAAUGUUGUUGCAGAAAGCGCAACAACAACAGCAGCAACUGCAACAACAAACGCUCCAGCAAACAGCGCUCUACCAAGCGAAGAAGCAGCAAAGCAUCGCACCGGCAACCAAAGUGCUAGGCAGCAGCAAUCUGCAUAACAUCCAAAUGGGUCCGGGGGCUGGUGAUGACCUGCUGCCACGCAAGAAGUACACCUACAUGAAUAUGCCCUAUGGCGAGCAGUUGCCGUCGGUGGCGCGUCGCAAUGCGCGCGAGCGCAAUCGUGUCAAGCAGGUGAACAACGGUUUCGCCAACUUGCGUCAACAUCUGCCACAAACGGUCAUCAAUACGUUGUCGCAUGGCGGACGCGGCGCCAGCAAGAAGCUCUCCAAAGUCGAUACGCUGCGCAUUGCGGUCGAGUACAUACGCGGUCUGCAGGACAUGCUCGAGGAGUCGCAACCCAGCACGGCUAGUAAUAUGCAUGCCGGCACGGUGGUCUGCGAUGAGUCCAGCAAUGAUGGCAGCAACUACGGCUACUCCUCCAUGGGCAGUCCCAGCGAAGUCGCAUUCAACCAGCUGCAACGCUCCUAUCACUCUGAGGCUUCGGUCUCACCAGCGCCCAGCUACAGCGGUGACUCGGACAUUUCUAUUGGCGGCGCCAACUAUUUGCAUCCCGUCAAGUUGGAGGCACAGCAGCAGCAACAGCCACAGACGGCUAUGCAUGCGUCGCAAUUCAAAUUCGAGUCGUUCGAUGAUUUCGCACAUUUGUCGCCCGAGGAGGAGCAGCCCGACGAUGAGGAGCUCUUGGACUACAUCUCUUCGUGGCAAGAGCAAUAAGCUGCGCGUUGCAAGCACAUAUCAGUGACCCAAAUAACCUGCGCAAAUUAUUCUUAAAAAUCAAUUGAGAGAGACAAUACAGACCAGUGGCAACUCAGGACUCCGUAUUUUCCACAAAUACAAUCUAUUCUACUUCAAUGAGCGUUGUGUAUGAAAAAGUUGAAUUUUUAUUCGACUUUUUGUAAAAUUUUGUAAAUAGUGCCUUGCCAAAAAACAAACUUUUAUUGUGUUAAAUUUUAGUUUAAGUAAAUAUUUUUUUUAUUAAUUUUAAGUUAUGGAAGACAAAUGAUUUAAAACCCUACUCAUAAGUUAAGCGGUAAUUUUAAGCAAUGGAAGACAUUAAACUAAGACUUGUAGACUAAUCAAACCACUAUAAAAAUGCAAACAAAGAAAAACAACAAACCAAAUAAAACAAAAUACACUGAAAAACAUAAA